ACUUAUAGCAAUUUCACUUAAUGCCUGCCAAUGAAAUGAGAUCAGAAACAUCAUAAUUUAUAGAACUGUGCGUUACUGAAAACAAUGCCAAACUUAUGAAAACCAAAUAACAUCGGGCUCGUUAUGUACAUUGACAACAUGUAAACAUCCGUUUUCACUUUCACCAAAAACUCAAAAAAUUUCCUGAAUACAUCCAUUGAAAGCAGCAUGAAGCGUGCUUCAAUCCUAUUGUUCUGCUUGGUGUUGAUUCGGCUGGCGUCAAACACGAGGCACUUUAAGCAAAACCUACCUCAGUUGAACGUUUUAUUGAUGAUAGCUGAUGAUUUAGGAAUUGGCGAUCUCAGUUGCUAUGGGAACAAAAAUAUAAAGACUCCAAAUAUUGAUAUGCUUGCUUCUGAGGGAAUAAGAUUUAAUAGGAUGUAUUCGUUUCCUUCUGAUUCCGGUGGCAUGGCAGCAAUCUUAACAGGUCAACAGCCUCCUAAGUUUGGUCUUGUAAAGAGCAAAAAUCAGUCCAGGGACGACUUCUGGAGCCCUGCCCAGCAAGGUGCCUUGCUUCAUCUUGGAGCUAGGAAUCUAGGAAGGGUGUUUUCAGCCAACAACAUGAAUUCCUUUUUCAAUGGAAGGUGGGGGCUUGGCUUUCAACCUGACACAAUACCAACUUCGAAUGGGUUCUUAUCUUUCUAUGGGACCCUAAUGGCACACAGUAUUGGAUGCACAACAGAAAAUAACUUUUUGGAUUCAAGUCUUUUCUGGGAAAAAAUGGCUGGAUACUCGCCAAUUAUCUUAAGCCUAGUGACAAUGAUUAUCAUAUCAAAGUAUUAUUCCAUGAUAAAAUUCAGAACAUUUGUUCUAUUGAUGUUUAUUCUCUUGCUGGGAAUUCUAAGUUUACGUACCUGCUGCUGGAUGUCCGUUUACAAUCCAAAAGCAUGCAUUUUGAUGGAGAAUAACGUUAUCAAAGAACAACCGUAUAAUGAAGAUAAUGUUUCAUUAAGAUUGAUAAAGAAUGCAGUGCAUUUUUUCAAAUACAGGGCAAAAAACAAUGUCCCAUUUCUCUAUGUCAUGUCCUUUCUUCAACCUAAGUUUCCACAUCUUCGAUCAACUGAAUUCAAGAAUAAGACAAAGUCUUCUUACUACGAUUCUAUACUUGAACUUGACUGGAGUGUAGGAAAAAUCUUAAAAGCUUUGGAGAAAAACAACUUGAAGAAUAACACAUUGGUCAUCUUUGUUUCAGACAAUGCUCCAUCGUUCACUCAUCCAGUCACUAAACUUCCAUUAUCUCCAAAGCAUCUAGAAUCAAAUACAUAUACAGCACAAAAAAUUGUUACAAAGCUGCGAGGGGAGAAGGGAUCAAACUUGGAGGGGGGUUUACGAGUGCCUGCAAUAAUGAGACUACCUGGAACAAUUCCUGAAAAUGCAGAAUCAAAUGUUGUCACUUCACUAAUGGACAUAUACCCCACUGUAUUAGAUUAUUACAAUUUUGAGAAAACAGUCUAUGACAGGGCAAUAGAUGGUAAAAGCUUAUAUCCUGUUUUCAAGGACCCAAAUCUCUCCCCUUCUAAUUCACUUCAUGAUCAGCUCUACCAUUUCUGUGACCUUGGCCCUGUAGGAGCUGUAACUGUUGGAAAUCUGAAAGUCUUAUUCCGCAAAGGAACUGAAACGGAUUGCUCUGGAUCACUUCUUGAUAACCCUCUCAUUUUCAACGUUUCAUCUGAUCCUGAAGAAUUGCAUCCUUUGCCUAUAAAUGCACACAUGCCCCUUUUAUAUCACAUUAAGGCUUCCCUGAAGAAGUACGAAAUGAAACCUAACCUUCAUCAGAUAAAGCACUCGCAGUUUGACCAGAUGCCCAAUCCUUUUGAUUUUCCGUGCGAUGAUAUUCUCGAUUGCUCAAAGACAUAUGAUGAAGAUGGAUCAUUUGAUGCAUUGUUUCAUGAAUAAGCAUGAAUAAUCUAUUACCAGUAAAGAACUGUAAAGUGAUGAUUGAUGGCCAUGCACUUGCCUUUGCAGCAGGCAUGCUCUGAAACAUGACCUUGCCAAAUUUAGAGACCAGAUCAAAAGUGAGACCAUGCCAUGUUUAAGAAGAUGCCUUUAGGUAGAUCAAUACAUUAUAAAUUGCAAUUAAAAUAUUAAUGAUUAGACAGAGCUUUUAAUAUUUGACUACCAUUUUUUGCCCUUUAUAUUUUAUGCAUUUAUUUUGUACAUCAAUAUUAAACACAUGUAUGAGUAGACUAUUUUUUACAUGCUGUAAUUUUGUAAACAUUUACGUAAUGCAUUUCUGUACAUCUUUACAUAGAAAACCUGUUUUCACAUAAUUUAACUUUUACUUUUUAAAAGUAAAAAUGUUCUCCUUUGAUAUUUUUUUGGAUUUUAAACUUUAACAUACAUAUAAUGGCAUAAUAGGUUUUUUUUGUUUAAUAUACUAGUAGAUAUUUUUACAUGUGCAUUAGAAAUAAAAAAAAUUGAUUGAGUGAUAUGAAAUUAUUGAGAAACAAAGAAAGUUU
Molecule: messenger RNA, 2498 nt
Organism: Magallana angulata
Lineage: Eukaryota; Metazoa; Mollusca; Bivalvia; Ostreida; Ostreidae
Product: arylsulfatase H-like
Exons: 2
Coding region: 208-1935 (575 amino acids)
Molecular function (GO): arylsulfatase activity
Source: RefSeq, a predicted model, not a curated record